AUGGCCGCCGUUCCACGGGACUUGCGAGACGCGGAUGGCGUGCGGAGGAGAGAGUCAUCACCGCGGCCGGAUCGCCAACGCCGGCCAAGGUUACUGAGAGCCAGCGCAACGGAGCCGACUAUAACGACAACGUCCAAUGCCAGCCGCGGCGCCAUAUCGAGUCCGCAAUCAUCCCAGAGAGCGACCGAACUGCUGAACCGUGUGGCCGUCUACUCGGGCCAUCCGCCCGAGUACUCACCUACUUCAGAUGCCGUACCACCAAUGGUCUCACUCAGCGCCGAAGACGUCACUGUUCCGGCAACAAAUCGUGUACAAGGUCAUCGGGAACCUCAUCCCUACUCAAAUGGCUACUUCAGCUUUCCUAAUUUCGACGCCUGGGAUGGAGAGCGGAGGGGCGACGACAAAGAGGUCAUCUGA
Messenger RNA from Colletotrichum spaethianum, 417 nucleotides. RefSeq lists its product as uncharacterized. Lineage: Eukaryota; Fungi; Ascomycota; Sordariomycetes; Glomerellales; Glomerellaceae. Bases 1 to 417 code for a protein of 138 amino acids. The record is from RefSeq and is a predicted model, not a curated record. The transcript is spliced from 2 exons.